Argiope bruennichi is the source of this 1550-nucleotide messenger RNA. RefSeq lists its product as uncharacterized. The record is from RefSeq and is a predicted model, not a curated record. The transcript has 3 exons. Lineage: Eukaryota; Metazoa; Arthropoda; Arachnida; Araneae; Araneidae. Gene Ontology annotation, cellular component: shelterin complex. The coding region runs from base 242 to 1447 and encodes 401 amino acids. Gene Ontology annotation, molecular function: telomeric repeat DNA binding. Gene Ontology annotation, biological process: telomere maintenance via telomere lengthening; regulation of DNA-templated transcription.
ACAAAAAUUAGAAUUCUUGUACUGUGGGUAUUCUUGUGUUGGGAAAUAUUUUAAAAUAUUACUAAUCCUAUGAGAUAAAAAAAAAAAAAAGCUUGGAAAGCAGUAAAGUUAAAUUUAAUAAUUAUUAAUUUUUGCAAUUUUAUUAUAUGAAGAGCAAUUGAUGAAAAUCAAACGUGUUUAGCUUCUAUUCGAAGAUAUUUUUUUAUUAAAAUGUUAAAGGAUAUGCCAUAUCUAAAGGAAUAUGACUGAUUUUCAACAUAGUAUUGUUUUAUUUUCUGGUGAAGAUGGUUUACCUUUAGAAUUUAAUGUUCGAAAUACAAAUGAAAAGACACUUUUGAAAGCAUUGAUUGAACAUGGAGGUGGUUUGUGUUCUCAAAGCGAUGGUGCUAUUCAUUUAAUCAGUUCUGGAACGAAGGUUCUUAAUGCUGAUUUGGGGAAAAAACUUGUAUCUACCCAAUACAUCUUUGACUGUGUGAAACAAAACUAUUUGCUGGAUGUAAAUGAUUAUGUGUUCACUAUUUCAGAAGCCAGAACAAGUGAUAUUAGUGAUGAAGAAAGUGAAAACUUAAACAAUGAUAUACAAGCAGGAGUACCAGAUGUAAAUGUAAGUGAUUAUUUAGAAGUAAUCAGCAUGAAUGAAACAUUACCUUCAAGUUUGCAUAUGAAAGGCAAAAACAAUAUUAGUAUUGUUCCUCCUGAAUUGAAACAAAAUGAAAUGCAGCAAAAUUUAACAUCAUCAAAUACAUCGGAAAGUUUUGUUGAAGGAAGUGUUGGGAUGGAUUCUAAUUUUAAAAUUUCCUCUAUUCCAACUAAAAGUACUCUUUCACCAGAAUAUAAACCAUUGACAUCUACUGCUAAGGAUGCCUUCUCGGAGAAUGCUCAGAAUAAUUUUGCAGACAUUUCUGAUAGGUUAAGCCCAAUUGAGGGUUCACAGUCUCUUGUAAGCCAUUUAAAAAUGAAUGAUAUAUUUUCAAAUGAUGAUUUAAAAUAUAUUGUACAAUCACAGAAGAAAAAUUUUGUUGCAAGUCCAGAAAACCCUUCAUCUGUACAUACCAUUGUCUCCAGUUCUCAGCCAACUGCAGAAUUUGAUGAAUUUGACAAUUUGUUGUUAAGUAAAGCUCAGCAGAAGCAUCAAUCAGAUGAAGAAGAAUGCUUAUCACAGAGUUACACAGUUAGUAGUUCUGCUGAUGCUCAAGUAGGCUCAAAACCUAAUUCUGAGGAAAUUUUUGCUGAAGGGUCAUCUGCAGUUCCAGAUUCUCCCAUGCAGAAUGAAAAGCUAGUGAAAGAACACCAAGCUUUCAUCAAAGAACUUGAGACUGGAGUGGAAAAUAUUCUAAAGAAACCUUCUCCUAAAUCUAUUCAAGACAAAAUAUAUCUUGUUAAAUAUUUGUGUUGUAUAAUGAAACUUCCACCAGCAAAAGUAUUAGAAAUAUUACCACGUCUAUAAGACAUGAUGAAAUUUUAUAUUUUGUAUUAAUAUUAUAUACUAUUUUUUACUAUGUUUUUAUUUUCAAUUAAAAUAAGUCACCUGAUAUUUAAAAAAAUAAAUU